CCGCGCGGUCGAGCAGCAAGAUGGAAGCGCUGGAUGAAUUUGAGAAAGAAGCUGGAUGCGUCCCGAUUCUGCAUCCUGAGGAAAUUAAACCCCAGAGUCACUAUAACCAUGGCUACAGCGAGAGCGUUAGCCGCAAGAGCCAUGUGGACGAUUACAGCACCUGGGACAUCGUCAAAGCCACCCAGUACGGGAUAUUCGAGCGGUGUCGUGAGCUGGUGGAGGCCGGGUAUGACGUGCGUCAACCGGAUAAAGAAAACGUCACACUUCUACACUGGGCGGCAAUUAACAACCGUGUAGACCUGGUCAAGUACUACACAUCUAAAGGUGCUAUAGUGGACCAGCUGGGAGGAGAUCUCAAUUCAACACCACUCCACUGGGCUACAAGACAGGGCCACCUCUCCAUGGUGGUGCAGUUAAUGAAGUACGGCGCAGAUCCAUCUCUGAUUGACGGCGAAGGCUGCAGUUGCGUUCACCUGGCCGCUCAGUUUGGACACACCUCCAUAGUGGCUUAUCUCAUUGCUAAGGGACAGGAUGUUGAUAUGAUGGAUCAGAACGGCAUGACCCCUUUGAUGUGGGCAGCUUAUCGGACACACAGUGUUGACCCGACACGGCUGCUGCUGACGUUUAAUGUGUCUGUGAAUCUGGGUGAUAAAUAUCAUAAGAACACGGCUCUGCACUGGGCAGUACUGGCAGGAAACACCACAGUCAUCAGUCUUCUGCUGGAUGCCAACGCUAAUGUAGACGCACAGAACAUCAAGGGGGAGACGCCGCUGGAUUUGGCCAAACAGAGGAAGAAUGUGUGGAUGAUCAACCAUUUACAGGAGGCCAGACAGGCCAAAGGUUACGACAGCCCGUCGUACCUGAAGCGACUCAAAAUGGACAAGGAGUUCCGGCAGAAGGUGAUGUUGGGAACUCCAUUCCUGGUGAUUUGGUUGGUGGGAUUCAUUGCUGAUCUGGACAUUGACUCGUGGCUCAUCAAGGGUGUUAUGUAUGCAGCUGUGUGGCUUGUCGUACAGUUCCUCUCAAAGUCUUUCUUCGAUCACUCCAUGCAUAGUGCUCUUCCUCUGGGCAUCUAUUUGGCCACCAAGUUCUGGAUGUACGUCACCUGGUUUUAUUGGUUUUGGAACGAUCUGUCAUUCGUCACCAUUCACCUGCCCUUCCUGCUAAACAGUCUGGCUCUCUUCUACAACUUUGGAAAGUCUUGGAAAUCCGACCCUGGCAUUAUCAAAGCCUCUGAGGAGCAGAAAAAGAAGACUAUAGUUGAAUUAGCAGAAACAGGUUGUCUGGAUCUCAGUAUAUUCUGUAGCACCUGUUUGAUACGGAAACCCAUCAGAUCAAAACACUGCGCCGUGUGCAAUCGAUGCAUUGCCAAGUUUGAUCACCACUGCCCGUGGGUAGGCAACUGCGUAGGAAGUGGAAACCACCGUUACUUUAUGGGUUAUUUAUUCUUCCUGUUGUGUAUGAUCUGCUGGAUGAUAUACGGCUGCAUUUGCUACUGGAGGAUCCACUGUGUGACCAGCUACACUAAAGACGGCUUCUGGAUGUACCUCACUCAGAUCGCCACCUGCUCGCCGUGGAUGUUCUGGAUGUUCCUCAACAGUGUGUUUCACCUCAUGUGGGUCGCUGUGCUCAUUAUGUGCCAGCUCUACCAGAUUGCUGUUCUGGGCAUCACAACAAAUGAGCGAAUGAACGCCAGAAGAUAUAAGCACUUUAAAAUCACAGCCACGUCCAUCGAGAGCCCUUUCAAUCACGGCUGUAUGCGGAACCUUAUAGAUUUCUUCGAGUUGCGUUGCUGUGGUCUGCUGCGACCAGUGGGGGUAGACUGGACCUCCCAGUACACAAUAGAGUACGACCAGACGUCCGGCUCAGGAUACCAGCUGGUGUAGCGCGGUGAAUGAACGACAGAGCGUCAGAAGAAGAGAGAGAGAAGUGCUGCUCACCGGGACCAUCUUCACCGAGAGACUACAAACCUCACCCAGUCAGGAUUUGCAUGCUGUUAUUGGUUACCGUCACCAACUGACCUGACCCGACUCCACCUGACCACUGCACCCGCCCCCCUGCCAUAGACAGCAUUAUGAGACGCAGGGUCGAGAGGAACAGGAAGAGGAGGAGUUUAAUGACAUCAGCGGCAUGCAGCGCACUCUCCUCAUUUGGUCGGAAGAGUUUUUUGGGAUUGUUUUGCACAUCGAGUGCUUUUCCGUUGCGUUCGUUUUACAGUUUUCGUCUUGUGGCCUCUUUUCUGUUGCUUUUUUUAAAAGUGAUAUCAAGUCUUCAUUUAAAUCCUGGUUCAACCUGGAACUCUGUAUAGAAUUGAGAUUCAGCAUAGCAGAAGUGGAAGUUGUGUGGCAUUUUGACAGCUGUUAAAGGGAUAGUUCACUCAAAAAUGACAAUUCUGUCGUCAUCAUGUUGUUUCAAACCCAUAUGACUUUCUUCUGUGGAACACAAAGCAAGAUGUGGUGAAGAAUGUUCAAGCUGCUCUUUUCCAUACAAUGAAAGCAUAUAGUGACCAUAAGCUGUCAAGCUCCAAAAAGUAUCAAAAAUGUAGUCCAUAUGACUCAUGAACUACUUUUGUGGUACUUUUAGAAGAAAAAUAACAGCAUGUGGUUUUGAAAUGACGUGAAUGUGAGUAAAUAAUGAUUGAAUUUUCAUUUUUGGGUGAAUUAUUCCUUUAAGCUGCCUUGAUUCACCUAAUCAUGAUUCUAUAUGAUUGCCUGAAUUUACUGAUAUUUUGGAAUGAAUCUGAUCAAAACAGACAUCAUAUAGUCACAUGACUAGAGAGAUGCCCUCUUAAAUAAUGUGACGUAAAACAUAUUUAUUUUAACCUAUUUAUAAAGUAUUUUUCAAAGAGUUAAGUAUGGUACCAUGUGGUCAUUUUACAUGUUUUCAUCAUUGCAAUUUAUACAUUACAGCAUAUAUGUACAUAUGCAGCAUGUUUAAUAGUUUAGGUGGGUGACAAAUCUCACAGAACCUGUCAAGAAUAUGCCCAGGUCACAUUUCACUCGAAAAUCAGAAGUAUGAAACAAAAAUAUAUAUUUUGCGUUAAGAAAUGUACACUAUUUUAAGGAGCGUUAAGAUUUUUUUUUUUGCAUUGACAUUUUUUGUCAUGACAAUUCAGCACAUUUUCCCAUAAUUCUCUUUACCCUAAUGCAAAAAAAAAUACAUAUAAAGUUUUUCAUUUUUAAAGUAUUUAUAAAUUAUAGUGGUAUUUGUUGUACUACCCUUAUGCUGAUUUAAAUAAUAAAUGAUUGACUUAUACAUUUUAAAAAUACUGUAUUACAGUAAUGAGAAUCACCAUAUCGGUAAAGAGAAUUUUGAGGGGAAAGUUGAUUGUUGCAAAAAGAAAUGUUACAAUGCAAAACGUCUUAAUGGUCCCAAAAUGGGCUUAAAUUGUUUUGUUUUUUACUUCGGAUUUUGUGAAAUUUGACCUGGCCUUAUUCUUGGCGGAUUUUGUAGGAUUCACCCUGGUGCCCAUAGAUUUGACAAGAAAUAACACACUUAUAUGUGAAACUCAUAUUUAUUAUGUAUGUGUAGUUUUAGAAAGUUUAUGCAUUUAAAAUGCUGUGUUGGGAACGCCAUUAAGUGGACCUGAUAGCUGUAUAAACUUAAUGGAAGACGUUGUUUAAUAUGAGAGCCUGCGAUGGGGGUGACUUCCAGUUGUUUUAUAGUUUUUUUUUAUUUUUGGUGGUGGCGACAUUUUUGUCUGCCUAAAACAAUGCACUGAUAUUAUUUUUAGUUUUGUUGUAACUGCUGAAUCAAGCUUGAUAUUCCACCUUUCCGAGGAAUCUACGCAUUUAUGUAACGAGGAAGCUCCUCCCCCUUUUGCUCUUCUACGUUUCCUCUUCCUGUUGGUGGAACGUUGUCAUAGCAGCAGCAGCCGACUGGAUGAACUUGAUGUAAAGAAUGUGCAUCUGUACAUAAACGAACUAGAUUUAUUUCUGUGAGUGACUUUUGUUCGUUUUUAUUUUGUCCUUGUUAGUUGAAGCUGCUCUUAUUUUUUUUUAUUUUUUUUUUUAAUCUUACCAAAAAGCAGAAAAAAAAAAAAUCAACUAUUAUCCAAGUGUAUGACUGUAGCUUUUAGUGGCGUCUGGCACUGCUGUGUAUAAUAGACCUUUUACCCUGCAAGUCUUCACUGCAUGUGUAAAACCUGGACAUGGGGCUGUUACCAUAGUGACCAUCCCUCCCAUCCGAGAAACCACCCCACGAGCCAUGCAUCUGUAAAUAUGAAUGUUCAGUAUUUGCAAGUAUGUUUUAUGUUGUUUUUUACAUUUUAUAUCCAAUUCACAAAACGCGAGCAGAAUGAAUUUGUGUAAAUAAUUCGUAAAACCAUUUUUUGCGUAAUUUACGUAAGAAAAUGUUUAGGAAUAUUAUUGCGUAAAUGAUCGCAUUCAAAUCGAUGUGAUAAAAUAUGUAAGAAUGGUUUUACAAAUGUUCUUGUGUAAAUUAUCGCAUUUAAUUCGAUGUGACAAUUCACGUAAGAACGGUUUUGCAAACGUUCUUGCGUAAAUUUUCAUGUUCAAUUCAAUGCAACAAAAUACGAAAACGAUUUUACGAAUGUUGUUGCGUAAAUUAAGUAUGGACAGUUCUACGAACACGUAAAUAUUUGCAUUCAAUUCAAUGUGACAAAAUACGAAAGAACAGUUUUACGUAUGCUCUUACAUAAAAUAUCACAUUAAAUUCAAUGCAGCAAUUUACAUAAGAACGGUUUUACGAUUGCUCUUGUUUUAUAAAUGAUCUCGAGGAAAUUGGUGCAUUUAAUUCAAUGCAACAAUUUACAUAAGAACAGUUACAAUACGAAUGUUCUCACGAAAUUAUCACAUUGAAUUCAACACAACAGUUUUCACAAUAAUUUACACGAACACUCGUGAAACCGUUCUUAUGUAAAUUAUUUAUUUCAAAGCGAAAAUUUACUUAGGAAUGGUUUUACUUACAUUCUCGUUUAAAUUAGCGUAUUGUAUUCAAUAUGACAAUUUUCACGAUAAACUGCUCUUGCGCAAAUUAUUGCAUUCAAUUCAUAGCAACAAUUUACGUAAGAACGGUUUUACGAAUGUUCUUGGGGAAAUUGUUGCAUCGAAUUCAAUAUGACAAUUUACAUAAGAACAGAUUUAUGAAUGUUCUCACAAAUUAUUUCAUUCAAUGCGAUGCAACAAUUUUCGCGAUAAUUUACGCAAACUUUCCUUAAACUGCUCUUGCGUAAAUUAUCGCAUUCAAUUCAAAGCGACAAUUUAAGUAAGAACAUUUCUAUGAACGCUUUCACGUAAAUAAUCACAUUCAAUUCAGCAAUUUACAUAAGAAAUGUUUUAUGAACCUUCUCGUGUAAAUUAUCGCAUUCAAUGCAACAAUUUUCGCGCUAAUUUACACAAACUUUCCUAAAACUGCUCUUGCGUAAAUUAUCGCAUUCAAUUCAAAGCGACAAUUUAUGUAAGAACAGUUCUAUGAACGCUUUCACGUAAAUAAUCACAUUCAAUUCAACAAUUUACAUAAAUGUUUUACGAACCUUCUCGCGUAAAUUAUCGCAUUCAAUUCAAUGCAACAAUUUUCACGCUAAUUUACACAAACUUUCCUAAAACUGCUCUUGCGUAAAUUAUCGCAUUCAAUUCAAAGCGACAAUUUAUGUAAGAACGGUUUUACGAACUAUUUACGCACAUUCGUUCUGCACGUUUUGUGAAUCAGACCUGAUGUGUGUAUCGUUAUUGCGUGUCCCUCAUGGUCAGUGGUCGCUCGCUAUUGAUCGAUCAGAUCUUUGCAGAUGUUUUAUGUCUGAGUGUUCCAUUCUCGUUAAUUAAUAUUAAAAUCUAAAGGGUUUCUUUUUGUAUGUUACAUCACUGGGUUUGUUGUACCACUGGAUGUACAAAUGGUAAAGCAAAUGCCAGAGAAGUAGACGUAAGAAACGCAGAACUCUCAUGCUGUAAUUGAAGACGGUGCAUCGUGAUGACAUUGUCUGAAGUGGAUGCAACGCAUCACCAGUAAUGGACGUAAUCGGUGGCCCGUACUGUAAUAUCUUAAUUAGGCACAGUAACAGUCAUUUAUUAGGAUGAAAAUACAUGUGACACUGUUUUUAGAAUAUAUUCACUCUGUUGUUCUUAUGCCUUUAAGAUUUGGCUGUUUUCUCACCCUGUGAAAGCACAUGCUCAUCUCCAGUGCCUCAGCGGAAAUCAGGACGUCACCCUACUCUGCUUCAGAUGUUAACUUAUUGGGCAUGGUUCAAUUUUAAUGGCUUUAUUAAUAAAACAUUGAAAGGUGAAA
This is a messenger RNA of Myxocyprinus asiaticus (Chinese sucker), 6243 nucleotides long. RefSeq names its product palmitoyltransferase ZDHHC17-like. Gene Ontology annotation, cellular component: Golgi membrane. The record is from RefSeq and is a predicted model, not a curated record. NCBI's taxonomy places the organism in Eukaryota, Metazoa, Chordata, Actinopteri, Cypriniformes, Catostomidae. The transcript has 17 exons. Bases 21 to 1886 code for a protein of 621 amino acids. Gene Ontology annotation, biological process: protein palmitoylation. Gene Ontology annotation, molecular function: palmitoyltransferase activity; protein binding.